Messenger RNA from Metarhizium brunneum ARSEF 3297, 1284 nucleotides. The record is from RefSeq and is a predicted model, not a curated record. NCBI's taxonomy places the organism in Eukaryota, Fungi, Ascomycota, Sordariomycetes, Hypocreales, Clavicipitaceae.
AUGGAAAGCAGUAAUGAGCACCUUUGUCCGCCACACGAAUACGAGUGGAUUGACAGUGCGGAGCGCUUAGAAAACUACACAACUGGCGGUUACCACCCUACACAAAUUGGAGACAUCUAUCGCGAUCGAUAUGAAGUGAUAGACAAACUGGGCUAUGGAGGGUGGUCAACCGUUUGGCUGGCACACGACUUUCGGAAGAAGCAGUACGUUGCCUUGAAGGUGGGCAUUGCAGACUCCUUGCCCCAUGAAGUCACGGCUCUUCAUGCCCUUGGCAAGCAGACAACGGUUCCAGGCUCCGCGGCCAUUCCACGGGUGUUGGAUGAGUUCCGGAUCGAAGGCCCCAACGGCUCCCACCCUUGCUAUACCACAGCUCCUGCGCUCUGCAACCUUCGGGAGAGCUCAUUCAGCCGUUUGUUUCGCCUUGACGUUGCUCGUACCCUAGCUUACGAGCUCACUCUUGCCGUUGCCUACGUGCAUUCAAGAGGCUAUGUCCACGGAGACAUCCAUCUGCGUAAUGUGCUGGUUAGUGCGCAAAAGGACUUCAAUCAGCUGUCCGUUGCACAAUUUCGCAAGGAAUACGGCGAACCCGAUUCAUACCCCGUCAGACGAGUAGAUGGACAUCCUCUCACCCCUAAUGUGCCCCCAAGAGCGGUAGUGCCACUUUGCAUAGAAAAAAAAGCCCCUGAGUUUACGCUACAAGACGCACAUAUACUCCUGAGCGACUUUGGAGAGUCGUUUGCUCCGGCAGAAGAGCCUCGUCUGGCGAAAGACUGCCAUACACCAGUGGAUUUUCGACCCCCGGAAGCUCAUUUUGAACCGAAUACCCCCCUUUCCUUCUCCGCAGACGUUUGGAGUCUCGCAACUGCCAUCUGGGAUAUUCUAGGUAUGCAAGCCCUUUUCAGUAGCGCCUUUUAUUCAAAUGCGCAGGUCAUGUGUCAGAUCGUCGACGCCUUGGGGCCAUUGCCUUCCGACUGGUUCGAAAAGUGGGAAGAUCGAGAGGACUUCUUUGAUGCCAAGGGAAAACCAAAACCCGGCCGGCAUGUAUGGCCGAAAAUACAAGGAGCCUUCGAAAACACCGUGCAAAAGUACCGACGGGAUGAUAAUAUGGGCGAAUAUUGCGAAGAGGAAACAGCGGCCAUCUUGGACAUGAUCGUGCAAAUGCUCAGAUAUAGACCUGAAGAGCGGCCGACCGUACAGCAAGUUCUACAAUCGGACUGGAUGGUGAAGUGGGCGCGCGCAGAUUACAACGGCGUCAUCGGUGCCUCCAUACCUUUUGAGCAUUGA